AUGCCUGAAACCAUGUCUAUAGUCACCAACUCUAACCCUCCUAAAGAUAACAUUUUUCCUUUUCAAUGUCCUGUUCUUACCUCCACAAAUUAUAAUACCUGGGCGAUUAAGAUGGAAGCAAUAAUGGAUGCUCACGGGUUGUGGGAUGCCAUUGAACCACCAACCGGUGUGGUUGUGGAAGAGAAGAAAAUAAAGCAAGCUAGAGCCUUUAUUUUCCAAUCAAUUCCGGAGGAGAUUCUCUCUCAGGCUGCCAGGAAGAAAACAGCCAAAGAAGUUUGGGACUCCCUGAAAUCCAGGUAUGUUGGAGCUGAACGGGUGAAGAAGGCUAGAUUACGAGUCCUGAAAAGUGAGUUCGAAGCCUUGCAAAUGAAAGAUGGUGAAACCAUCGAUGAAUAUGCCGGGAAGCUUUCUGCAAUGAUUUCGAAAUAUAGUAGUGUCGGGGCAGUGCUGGAAGAUGAAGGAUUGGUUAGAAAAUUGUUUGACUCAGUUCCUGAAAAGUUUAUCAAUUUGGUGGCAUCAAUCGAGCAAAGUUCAGAUAUGGAUACCAUGCCUUUCGAGGAGGCAAUAGGCCACUUAAAGGCCUAUGAAGACCGGUUGAGACUCCGCAAGAAUAAGACUUCCGAGGAGGAGGCUUUGCUAUUUUCCAGAGCAGAUGGAUCUGCUGGUCAAAGGGGCUCAAAUAAAACGACAGGUGGUCGUGGUCGUGGUCGCGGUGGAACGUAUGACAGGGGAGGAAGGACAGGUAUGCGUGGUCGGGGGUCGACCCAUGGCAGAGGUGGACAUUCGGGUGGCAAGUCACAGCAAGAGACUAGUGGGUCAAGCAAGAAACCGAGAGACAAAAGCCAUAUCAAGUGUUUUGAAUGCAACAACUAUGGACAUUUUGCUUCGAAAUGUAAGACAAAGAAGCAAGAUGAAGCAGUAAAUUUAACUCAAGAACAAGAGGAAGAAUCAACACUCUUGCUAAGUGUGUGUGGUGAAGAGACUUCAUCUAUGGUAUUAUUAAAUGAAGAAAAAGUAAACCCAAGUGUGUAUAAAGAAAGUGAUGUUGCUGUGAAUACCUGGUACCUUGAUAAUGGUGCCAGUAAUCACAUGACUGGACUCAAAGAUUUGUUUGCUGAAUUGGACUAG
This is a messenger RNA of Helianthus annuus (common sunflower), 1128 nucleotides long. RefSeq lists its product as uncharacterized. NCBI's taxonomy places the organism in Eukaryota, Viridiplantae, Streptophyta, Magnoliopsida, Asterales, Asteraceae. The record is from RefSeq and is a predicted model, not a curated record. The coding region runs from base 1 to 1128 and encodes 375 amino acids. Gene Ontology annotation, molecular function: zinc ion binding; nucleic acid binding. The transcript has a single exon.